This is a messenger RNA of Gambusia affinis (western mosquitofish), 9786 nucleotides long. Its product is annotated as microtubule-associated serine/threonine-protein kinase 1-like. The record is from RefSeq and is a predicted model, not a curated record. Gene Ontology annotation, biological process: intracellular signal transduction; peptidyl-serine phosphorylation. Gene Ontology annotation, molecular function: magnesium ion binding; ATP binding; protein serine/threonine kinase activity. The coding region runs from base 740 to 5752 and encodes 1670 amino acids. The transcript is spliced from 27 exons. NCBI's taxonomy places the organism in Eukaryota, Metazoa, Chordata, Actinopteri, Cyprinodontiformes, Poeciliidae.
AAACUAUGAAUGAAUGAACGAAAGAAAGAAAGCAAGCAGAGAGGGAGGUAGGUGCGUGUUUUGCGGGAGGAGGCGCUAAAUGUUUACGGAAGCAGAGGAAGAAGCAGAUCUGCGGCGGAGGAGCUCAGUGAGGAUGAGCAGCGCGGCUCCUGUACGCGGUACCACGCAUCCCUGAUGAGGAACGACGGCGUUUGUGGACGUGGAAACGCGCUGACACAUUUUUGACUCUAACAAAAGAAGAAGGAAUAAAGAAAGAUAAAAGAAACAGACCGGGUGAACUUUGAUUCGGACCGACCCGCAUGAGGCCUUUCUGGCGCCCAGCUGGACGGCGCCGGAGCCCCGCAGAAGUCCAGGAUGCUCCCGGGAUCCGGCAGCCGCGGAUCCAUGAGCGCGUAGAGGGCAAGCAUGUCCGACCGCAGAGAGGCGCAGACCGCCACCAAGCUGAAAGGAGUUGCACCGUUUGUUGUUAGGAGAGAUUAUAAUUAUUGUUUUCUAUUUAAUUUUCUAUGAGAAAGAGGGAAAAGCGUGCGUCCGCGGAUUUCCUCUACGUGACCCUGGUCUCAUUCAGAGUGCGCCCCCCGGCCGCUGUGUGUGUUUGUGUGUGUUUGUUUGUUUAUGUUUUUGGGGUGGACGGUUCGGAUGCAUUCGCCCUGCCUGCUCAAAGAGACAUAUCGGUUCAGGGUCGAAGGAUUGAUUUAGCGAGGCGAGGGGAACCCCUGGAUGCCCGCCUCAUCACGCCAUGGAUGACUCGGGGAUAAUCAGGCGCCGCAGGCUGCAGCAGGACCUGCCGCUACCGCGCAAGAACAGCAGUUGCCGCACGAGCAACAGGAAGAGCCUGAUCCUGACAACCACGUCUCCCACGCUGCCUCGCCCGCACUCCCCUCUCCCGGGUCACCUCGGAAGCAGCCCCCUGGACAGCCCCAGAAACUUCUCCCUGAGCAACCCGGCACACUUCUCCUUCGCCUCCUCCAGAAGAGCGGAUGGGAGGAGAUGGUCUUUGGCGUCUUUACCCUCCUCUGGAUAUGGCACCAACACUCCCAGCUCAACGUCGUCCAGCUCCUCUCAGGAGCGGCUGCACCAGCUGCCCUCCCAGCCCACCAUGGACGAGCUCCACUUCUUGUCCAAGCACUUUGGCAGCACCGAGAGCAUCACGGACGACGACGGGGGCCGCUGCUCCCCGCACAUGCGCCCGCGCUCCCGCAGCCUCAGCCCGGGACGCUCCUCCUCCUGCUAUGACAAUGAGAUCGUCAUGAUGAACCAUGUGUACAAAGAACGGUUUCCAAAGGCCACAGCGCAGAUGGAGGAGAGGCUAGCCGAGUUCACCCACGCCUUCUCACCCGAGAGCGUUCUUCCUCUGGCUGACGGGGUCCUCAGCUUCAUCCAUCACCAGAUCGCCGAGCUGGCCAGAGACUGCCUGGAAAAAUCACGCGAGGGCCUCAUCACUUCGGUCUACUUCUUUGAACUGCAGGAGAACCUGGAGAAGCUGCUUCAUGAUGCCUUCAAGCGCUCUGAAAGCUCUGAGGUGGCCUUUGUGACGGAGCUGGUGAAGAAGCUUCUCAUCAUCAUUUCCCGACCUGCCAGGCUCCUGGAGUGUCUGGAGUUCAACCCAGAGGAGUUUUACCAUCUCCUGGAGGCAGCGGAGGACCACGCCAAGGAGGGUCAUCUGAUGAAAACUGACAUUCCCCGUUACAUCGUCAGCCAGCUGGGACUGACCAGGGACCCAAUAGAAGACAUGGUGAACCUGGAAAGUUACGACAGCGAGGGACCAGUGACGCCUGAAACAGACGACUCCACAGAGGGAAAAAUCAGAGCAAUAAAACCUCCAGGAGAAGCAGACUUCCAGACCAUCAAGCUGAUCAGUAACGGAGCGUACGGCGCCGUGUACUUGGUGCGUCAUUUGGAGACACGGCAGCGGUUUGCCAUGAAGAAGAUCAACAAGCAGAACCUGAUCCUGAGGAACCAAAUCCAGCAGGCGUUUGUGGAAAGGGACAUCCUGACGUUUGCAGAGAACCCCUUCGUCGUCUCCAUGUUCUGUUCCUUCGAAACGCGCCGCCACCUCUGCAUGGUCAUGGAGUACGUGGAAGGAGGGGAUUGUGCCACUUUGCUGAAGAACAUCGGGGCUCUGCCUGUGGAAAUGGCGCGCAUGUACUUCGCAGAGACUGUCCUCGCGCUGGAGUACCUACACAACUACGGCAUCGUCCACCGAGACCUCAAGCCUGACAACCUCCUAAUAACGUCAAUGGGACACAUCAAGCUGACGGACUUCGGUCUGUCUAAGAUCGGCCUGAUGAGUCUGACCACCAACCUGUACGAAGGGCACAUAGAGAAGGACACACGGGAGUUUUUGGAUAAACAGGUGUGUGGAACCCCGGAGUACAUCGCUCCGGAGGUGAUUCUGUGUCAGGGUUAUGGGAAGCCAGUGGACUGGUGGGCAAUGGGCAUCAUCCUGUACGAGUUCCUGGUGGGUUGCGUGCCUUUCUUUGGAGACACGCCAGAGGAAUUGUUUGGACAAGUCAUCACAGAUGACAUAGUGUGGCCAGAUGGAGACGAGGCUCUUCCUGUGGAUGCCCAGCGCCUGAUCUCCUCCCUGCUGCAGACGAAUCCUCUGGUGCGACUGGGCACAGGUGGUGCUUUUGAAGUCAAGCAGCACUCAUUCUUUGCGGAGGUGGACUGGAACAGCCUGCUGAGACAGAAAGCUGAGUUCAUCCCUCACCUGGAGUCAGAAGAAGACACCAGUUAUUUUGACACUCGGUCGGAACGCUACCAUCACGUCCAGUCCUACGACGAAGAUGACACCAACGACGAUGAGCCAGUGGAGAUCCAUCACUUCUCGUCCUGCUCCCCUCGCUUCAGCAAGGUGUACAGCAGCAUGGAGCACCUGUCCCAGCUGGAGCACAAACCCCACACUGUGACUCUACGGGAGCACAAGGUUUCCAGGGAGGACAGGGUAGCCAAGCGAGAAAGCUUGGGAAGCGUCACCCUACGAGACAAGAGCUGGAGGACGAGUUCACCGGAAAUGAAGCGCCUGUCCUGUUCAGAGUCCUUCUUCGCUGAAAGUGACUCCAGCCCGCCGUCCGGGGCUCGCAGGCGUUUCUCCGCCCUGAUGGAUAUGAGCCGCUUCGCCUCACCUCAGGAGCUGGACGCCGAGCCGCCGGGUCCAGGGAAGCAGCCUCCCGUCAAGAACAGAGGCGCUUCCCUGGAAGGGGCCAUCCCCUCCCACGGAGACUUGAGGACGCUCCUUAAAGAUGACAAACUUUUGAGACCUGCCGACGCGUCGCUGCCGCUGCCAGGCAGUCUGGGUCUUCCUGAUCUCCAGGGGCCCCGUGGGGCCACCACGGACCUGGUGUUGCGGAGGGUCAGACACCAGCAGCUCUCGUCCGAAGGAGACAAGCGAAACUCGCGACCAGGAACUAAAGUCAUCAAGUCCGCGUCGGCCACUGCUCUGUCUGUCAUCAUUCCAGCAGUGGAGCAGCACGUUGCGUCCCCGCUGCCCAGCCCCAUGUCGCCUCGCUCCCUGUCGUCCAACCCGUCCUCCCGCGACUCGUCUCCAAGCAGAGACUUCUGUCCCAUGGUGAACGUCCUGCACUCUCCCAUCACCAUCCACCGCUCCGGGAAGAAGUACGGCUUCACCCUGCGGGCGAUCCGGGUCUACAUAGGAGACAGUGACGUUUACAGCGUGCAUCACAUGGUUUGGCAUGUUGAGGAUGGAGGUCCUGCUCAGGAGGCGGGUCUUAAAGCUGGAGACCUCAUAACUCACGUAAACGGGGAGUCGGUCCACGGCCUAGUCCAUACAGAAGUAGUGGAGCUCAUCCUGAAGAGUGGAAAUAAAGUUAAAGUCGCGACUACUCCCUUUGAGAACACCUCCAUAAAGGUGGGGCCCGCCCGCAAGUCCAGCUACAAAUCUAAAAUGGCACGUCGCAGCAAAAGGACCGGAGUCAAGGAGGGCCAAGAUAAAAAACGAAGUUCACUCUUCAGGAAAAUCACAAAGCAGUCCAACCUGCUUCACACCAGCCGGAGCCUCUCGUCCUUAAAUCGCUCUCUUUCAUCAGGAGACAGCCUGCCGGGGUCGCCUACCCACAGCUUUUCUGCCCGCUCCCCCACACAGAGCUACCGCUCCACUCUGGAAUCCCCUUAUCUGGGUACGUCAUCCCAGAGCAGCUCUCCGGCAUCAAGCACUCCCAACUCCCCAGCGACUUCCCACCACAUGAGGCCCAGCUCCCUGCACGGCCUGUCCCCCAAACUUCACCGCCAGUACCGCUCGGCACGCUGCAAAUCCGCCGGUAACAUCCCGCUAUCUCCUCUGGCUCACACACCGUCCCCUACCACCUCCUCCCCUCCACCUCUUACGGGCCACACGGUGGGGAGCUCCAACACCACCCAAAUGUUCCCCGCCAAGCUGCACUCCUCGCCUCCUGUCGCCCGCCCUCGUCCCAAGAGUGCCGAGCCACCCAGGUCUCCCCUGCUGCAGCGGGUGCAGUCUGCGGAAAAGCUGGGGGCACCCAUCCUACCUUCCUCCUCUUCGUCGUCGUCGUCGCCUUCCCCUUUGACUGGAGGAGUGUCGUUGCGCAAGCAUAGCUUAGAGGUGUCUCACGGGGACUACAGGAGAGAGUCCUUCCACUGCGAACACAGUCUGCAGAGUUUGCUGGAGAUAGAAGGAGAGAAUGGACCUGCUCCACCCUCUCCGUCCUCGUCUUCCUCCCCUUCUCCUCCUAUGGGAGCAGAGAUUGGAUCGCUGAACCAUGUGAGGAAGCUGGGGAGGCAGGAAUCGCUGCUCAGCAGAGACACACUUGUGACAGUAAAAGAGAAAGAUGUUGUUCCGUCAGCGUCUGAGCUCUCCAGGUUGCAAAAUGUAAGGUCAGUUUCUCCAACAGAGUCUAAGACCAGUGUUGAUACAAGCAAGGCACCACUCAAGGAGGUUGCAAGGAGUAGUGGAAGUACGAAGGCAGCUGAAACAAAGACUAGUAUCUCAUCUACAGACAUCAGAACAGGCGAUGGGAUCAAGCAUUUAGGUACAAAAGUGUCAACUUUGGAGGCAACAGACUUUCAGACCAAAGCUAGUGAGAAAACUCCAGACAUAUCCAAGAGCCCACAACAAGACACAAAGCAGCAGAGUGUGCAGGCAGAUGCGUUGCAUGUUACCAAAACUCAGGAGAAGACAGAAGAGAAAGAAAAAAGCACUGUAGGUGUAGAGAAAGCAAACCUCCAGAAAACGUUGACCACUGAGCAGUUCAAGCAGCAUAUCGCCUCAGAGACUGGAGAUAAAAGAGGUAUCAGUGGAGGCGACAGGGCAACUGAUACGACGAAGACCAAAGUACCUGGACCGCCAGUUCCAUCCCUGGCUAAAACGCACUCAGCACCCAGGCACAGAGCAGAGAAGUCGGCAAGCAGCAGCCAUGGCGUCAAAGAGCAGAAGGCUCAACUGGAAGUCCUGGAGGAAAACCCGGCGUCCCCUUCCUCAAACGCUGCCUCGCCAUGCUCAAGCAAACUACGGGCCGUGUCUCCGGGGGACAAGACCAGCUUCGUCACCCAACUCACAAGUGUGGCUAAGACGGUCCUGGGUCCCAUGAAAGGAGGGUCUCAAGAGGGCAGCAAAGUGAAAGACGCCUCAAAGUCAAGUGAGGAGAAGAAGGGAAGCACAGCGGGGAAAGCAGAGGCCUCGUCCAGAGGGGUCCACCGAGGGACUCCGGGCUUCGCCACGGCCACUGCUCACUCUGAUAAAGGUAACAGUCGGAGCGCUAAACAUCACUCGUGAUGUGAAAGCUUCAGAAACACUGAGACUGCCCAAUGUAAUGCCUUUAACUGUAGCAUCAGACUGACAAAACGUAUGAAUUUGUAUGAGGCAGAGAUAGCAAUGCCUGAACAAAAAUAUUAAAAAUAUACACCAAAUCAAAAAGAAGUAGAAAAGAUGUCAACAAUGAUCAACUACUGCUGUGGAAAUGUGUACAUGGUGUUUUGAUGUAGACCUGUGUAUGUACUGUAUGCUCAUCUCGACAUGUUGUGUAUAUUGUAAAAAAGAAAUGCUUAUGUCUUCAUGCAUGUCUGAUUAAGGAGAAUGACAGACUAUUUAAACACAAGAUGAAUAAUAUACUGCAGACCUUGAGAUAGAAAACACUGUGAACAACCUUUCAACUUGACAAGCAGACUUUUGACUGCGUAGAAGCAGGAUUCUGGUAGGAAAGGGCAUUACUCACAUUUCAGCUAUUGGCUCCAGGGACGUCGUUUAGUUCUAUGCUGUAUUUAUUUGAAGUUCAGGUACUAAAAUGUGUCACCAAUAGAGUGAGUUUUCAUGCCUUCAAUGCCUUGCAAAAAAAAAAGGCCCCUUGAACUUUUUCAAAGUAAAUUCUAAAUUGGAUUUAGGUCUGUACUUUGACUGGGCCAUGCCCUUUGAGCUAAAUCAUUCAACAGGUUGUCUUCUAGUAUUUGUCUGUAUUUCAAAUUAUGUCUGUACUCAGAAGACUACAACCCUCAAGCACCAAUUUAAUUUUGACAUUAUGAUUUGCAUAUUCUAUAGUCCACCUAGAGAUUGCAUUUAUGUUGCUCUCUACAUAAAUACAAUAGGUUUUUUUAUUUUGUUCAGUGUGAACAUGGUAAAUGUCAAUAGUAAAUAAUGUAGUAAAUAUAAAUGGAUUCUUAAGUCAAUAACCAAAACUUCAACACAGAUGUCAAACUUUAUUCAACUGAACGUUUACAAAAGUAAAUUAUUGCUCUAGAAUUUAUCUGCAAAAUUCGAUUUAAGGGAAGCUAAGUGUGUUUAACGUUUUCAAAGUUAGCAAAAACAAAAAAAUUAGCUCCGCUAUUAGCAUGCUAGCGAAUUUGUGUACCCACCUCUGCCUGGAAUAUUAUGAUUUUGGACCGAAGUCAAGCUUUAUUCAAAACAGUUUACAAAACAGCCAAGUAAAUUAGCUUUAGAGUUUAUAUGGAAAUUUUCAUUUAAGGGAAGCCAAAUGUGCUUAACGUUUUAAAGUUGGCAAACGCACGAAACAAAAAAACUAGCUCCGCUAUUGGGCUUGAACUUCCAUCAAAACACCAACUAUCACAUACAAUUUCAAUAAAAUACAUUGGGGUUGUAACAUCACAGAAGGUUCAAGGGGUAUAAAUACUUUUGUAUGGCACUGUCAUUUUGUACUUUGUUUAGGUAAUUGAAGGUGUCACUAACAGAAUGUGACACCUUCUGUAUGGUGGGCUGAGGAUUCGCUGUACACAGCAGAAACUGGACCAAGAAACCAAAAUGCUUGCAGUGACAAAGUUGAAGGAUGGAUCAGAUAGUUUCCCUCGGCUCUGUUUAAGGGCUGACUGUCAACGGGAUUGAGAGGAAUAAAUUAGAUGAACUUGCACAGGGACACUAUGCAAUGUGCUGCCAAUGCCACUAUUGUCCCGUCUUUUUGUGUCUCCUGGGUAUCUAGGUUUACAUUGUGCUCCAGACAAAUACAGAAAACAGCAUAAAGCUUACAAUAACUCAAGCAGACGUAUAUUGUUUCAUUUUUAAAAGUUGUGUCUGCUGGUUAUGGUGACAUGUGCAAUUCUAUAUUUUAAAUCAAAGUCGGUGAAAUGUGUUCCUUCAGAGCGUGGUAGCAAGUAAAGACGCCCAUGGAAACUAGCACUUAGAGGAGAGAGCGGUUUUCAGUCACUCUUUUUCACUCACGCUAAGCUACAGUUCGUGGUAUCAUAUUAGACGAAACGGGAAGUGCCAGUGUUUUUACGUAACCUUUAAAGGUUACGUGGUCAUCUUUGUUGUUGUUGGGUUUUUUUUCUUACUUAAAUGUUAAACAAUAUGCAAUCCGUCAGUGCCCAGUCCUGUAACACUGAGCAUCACUGUCUGUGAGAAAAGCCUGGCGCAUAGAUUUGUUCAGAGUACCUUCGUGGUGAGGUCUUCGUUUGUUGUUGUGUGUUAAAAUGUAGUGUCAGGGCGCCAGGUAUCAUACUUGUCUUAGACUGCCACCUUGUGGACAACAUGACAUAGAGCCAGAAGUUUUAGGGAACACGGGAACGUUAGUGUCCGAUAUCCUGUCUGUGGAACCUAGUUUAUAGUUUUUAUGCAUAGGCAGACAUGUUUACAUUGAUUCCAAUUGCAAUCUCCAUCUUAUCUCUCAUGAUGUUGUAGUUUUAGCAAUAAACACCAGUGUUUCGUGUGUGACCAAAUUGCACUUUAUGUUGCGUUUCAUCAAUGUACUUAUAGUCAGAACUUUACAUUCACUGUAUGAAAAGACAGUUGUUGUUUUUUUGUUGUUGUUGUUGUUGUUUGGUUUAAGUUUCCUUUUGUCAAGAUUACUAAAAUUAUCUCUAUAGGUUGCAAUUAUGAGAGAAAUGUAUAUUUAGAUUCAUCUCUUUCUCUCCCACAAUAGUUUUCUGGAAUUUUGGCCCAUUACUCCUGACAGAACUGAUACAACAGAGUCAGGAUUUUCAGUUUUUUUAUUUAACCAGGGAAAAAACUAAUUGAGAUUUUUUUAUUUUUAUUUCCCCCAAGUGUCCUGCCCUGGAUUUGUAAGUCACCUUAGUUACAUACAUCUUUUUAGCGCUGCCUAAAAUUACUAUGAUGUUUUACGAUGUCCACUACAAAACGUUGAUCUUGUGGUCUUUAAGCCGGUUUUUGUAACUAGGCUCCAUGUGUAUGUCUAUUGUGCAUUUAGAAGACCGCUUUCUGCCCAAACUUUAAGUCCCAGAUCAUGAUUUGAAAUUUGUCAAGUGCACCGGUCCCUCCCGCAGCAGAAAACUCACACAACAUGACGAUGCCAUCCCAGUGUGUUUCACAGUUGAGAUGUUGAGAAGUGGAAAAAAAAUUUAACUUUGCAAUUGUGGUGUUUCCAUUAAACAAGAAACACAAUUAAAAUCCCGCGUGAAUACGUUUGUUCACGCAAAAAGUCAUUGAAAAACAAAACAUGCUGCCAUGAUCCUCCAACUACUUCCUGUCAUUUUCUUUGUGGUUUGUGCCAGUGGCAACAUCCAGUUGUUGAUGAUGUAAAAGGGCUUUCCAUUGCAAUUUUGCAAGAUAAACUACUUUCAAUAUGGACACAAACCACCUCAUCCUAGUGGCAAAACUUCUUAAUCAAAAGAACGAGUUUUUUCAAAGUGUCCCAUUAAAUGUGCUCCAUACUUUGUAUGAUUCUUUUCCUAAUUUCUUGUGAUCUUCUUGUGAUUUCACGUAAUGAAGCAGCAUCUUGCCUUUAAAGCUGCUGGUCCUCUUAACUUAAAUUCAGCAUAAAUUAACCUGUCAGAAGCUUAAAAAGACCUUGUGGAUACUUUAUAUGGCCUUCAUAUCUUAUAAAGCAAAUUUUUUUUAAAUCCUCUCUCUGACAUUUAGCAAACACAAAUAAUUUUGGUAAUCGUAACUGACCAAAAGGAAGAAAUGUAGUGUGAGAUAAUGUCGGACAAUUUUUAAAAAACCGGUUCUUUUUUUUUUUUUACCAUACAGUGAACAUAAACAUCUGGCUUCAAGCGUAUAUGUGGGAAGAGUUGCAGCUGUUUUACACUUCUUUGUUUUUUUUAUUGUUCUAUUUAUUGAAUUUUGUAUUUAUUUAUUUAAGAUUCCGAUGUACGGUUGAAAAUAUUCAGCGUAAUGUUGAAAUAGAUCAUUUAAUACCCCACCAUAUAUGUGUGGUCGCUCUUCCCCUCCCCGUUCUGACUUCUCACUCUGUAAGUCUCGACGUUGCUAACAUUACUGUCGUGUCCAUGCUUGUCCAAGUGUUUGACCUUUUUCUUUUUCUUAUUUUUUUUUUACAGCAGCUCUUGUGAAUAACUAAUGUCAAAUGAAAUUCCAACUAGAAAGGAAAUAAAAUGUGUCGGAAACCC